This is a messenger RNA of Anopheles arabiensis, 5192 nucleotides long. RefSeq names its product zinc finger RNA-binding protein 2 (gene Zn72D). NCBI's taxonomy places the organism in Eukaryota, Metazoa, Arthropoda, Insecta, Diptera, Culicidae. The transcript is spliced from 8 exons. The record is from RefSeq and is a predicted model, not a curated record. Gene Ontology annotation, molecular function: zinc ion binding; single-stranded RNA binding; double-stranded RNA binding. Bases 376 to 3342 code for a protein of 988 amino acids. Gene Ontology annotation, cellular component: precatalytic spliceosome.
CUCUCGCACACUGCUGCGCAGCGCUACGCUCACACAGUGCGGCUAGAAAGCAUCGAGAAGGUUUGAAACAAAAUAGUUUGGAAUAUCGAACUUGCGGGCAAAAAGUCACUAGCUUGCAUGGCCCUGCUGUAACCGAUCUAACUGGCGUGCUUGGCGGUCACCACAUUUCACAUCCAUAUUCCGGUGCAGUGCAAAGCCGUAGAGAAACAGCGUUUGCCAGGCCAGGGCUACGGGGUUCCUCUGCUCUGCGGGCGGAGAAAAAUCGUCGCCAAGCCAAGACGAAGAAGUGGAAGACGUCGACGAACAAGAAGCAGAACAAGUAGCGAGCAAUCUCGUUUUCUUCAUACACCAUAAGCUCACCGUCGUCCGGAAAGUAUGGCCACCAACAAUUACUUUGGGUUUCCGCACGGAGCCACACAGUAUGGCACGACGGCACCUGGGACCGCGUAUCCGACGACACAGACGGGAUACGCAGUAGCACCAGCGCCGACACCGGCUGCACCUACUUACGGAACGGCACGUCCAACCGGUUACGACCAGGCGUACCAGCCCGCUGCGACACCAGGGACAUACGCAACCACGGCAACGGCCGCAACAUACGACUACGGGUACGGCCGUACGACGCAGACGUACGAUACCUCGAAAACGUACUACCAGCAGGCGGCCGGGGCAACGGCCGGCUACUCGACCCCGACCGGAUACGACGCGGGCGGCACUGCGCCAAAGGUCAUCGCCGGGUUUCAGCCGGGGCAGGCGACUGCUUACGCACCGCAGCCCGCCCGGGGCUCGCUGCCGCCGGCGAAGGCAGGUCAGCAGUACCAGCAGACGACCCAACAUCAGCCAGCGGCUGCUCCUCAACCCCAGGCCUACGUGCCGACGCAGCCGACGGGCUACUCGCAGACCGUUACCACGGUCCACACGACACCAAAGUCGGCAGCCGUUGCCGGCACCGUGGUGCCGAAUAAUUCCGCCACCUAUCCCGGCUACGACGCGGCACUGUACGGCGCGACCACGAUGUACGUUACGCAGCAGCAGCAGCAGCCGCCGCCGAACACGAAAGCACCGGCGAACGUUCCCGGUGGUGGCGGUGCAAUGCCAGGCGCACCGGGCGGAGCGGCAGUCAUUACGAGUGGCCCGGUACCGGCCGGUGGAUCGUGGCCAAACUACAAAAGCGGCAAGGGUGGUAUGCAGGGCCACGGUCACGGUCACGGCGGUGGGCCGUACAAGGCGCGCAAGCCGGCCCCGAAGCCGAUGCUUAUUCACUACUGCGAUGUGUGCAAAAUCAGCUGCGCUGGACCGCAAACGUACCGCGAGCAUCUGGAGGGCCAGAAGCAUAAGAAGCGCGAGCUGUUACUGAAACAGGCCGCCGAACCGGGCGGUACUGCCCCGGCCCGGCCGCCGAACAGUUUGCACUGCGAGCUGUGCGGUGUGACGUGCACGGGUAACGAUGCGUACGCAGCGCACGUGCGUGGCGCCAAGCACCAGAAGGUGGUGAAGCUGCACACCAAGCUUGGAAAACCGAUUCCGGCGUGCGAUCCGACGCCGAACGCGGAUGGAGAGAAGAAGGAGAGCGCUGCUGGUGAGUCGUCCGACGCGGCCGGUGGUGCUGCGGCUGGAGUCAACAACGCCGGAGGAGGCGGCGGUGUUGGUGGUGGUGGUGCAGAGUCGUCGGAAGAAUCCGUCCGACCGGUGGGAAGCGAAUUUAUCGAGGAAAUCAAGGACGACGAUGGCAAGCUGGUUAGCUUCAGCUGCAAGCUAUGCGAGUGCAAGUUUAACGACCCGAACGCGAAGGAAAUGCACAUGAAGGGACGGCGCCACCGGUUGCAGUACAAGAAAAAGGUGCAGCCGGAUCUGGUCGUCGACAUAAAGCCGACGGUGAAGCAGAAGAAAAUCGCGGAAGCCCGUGCCCAUCGGCAGGCUAUGCAGGAGGAGUUCUGGAACCGUCGCCGCAUGGCAGACGCAGAGAUGGAGGAAGAGCACGGUAUGCGAACGUUUGGGCGGCAUCCGUUCUUUGGCAUGCUGCCCGGGCGCCGUCCGGAGUCAUCCGACGAUCGGCACGUAGUAGCGCGUCAUGCUGAAAUCUACCCGAAGGAGGAGGAGCUGCAAACCAUCCAGCGCAUUGUUUCGCACACAGAGCGAGCGUUGAAGCUGGUGUCCGAUGUAAUGACUUCCGGGGGCGGCUGUGCCACUGGAUCCGUCCCCGCUGUCCAACCGGCCCCGGCAGCUGCAGCCCCGGCCGCUGCAGGCGCACCGAGCGAGCAGAAAACUGAACCGACUAACGAUCAAUCGAAGGAGCAGGAAAUUCAAUCGCAGCAACCAUCGACGACCGCUGGCAAUGGUAAUGGCAAAGCGAAUCAGAUGAUUUCCUUCCACAAGGAAACGGAGGGAACCACAAUCCGUCUGCUGAAGGGUGUGAUGCGCGUCGGUUUGCUCGCUAAGGGGCUGCUGCUACACGGCGACAACUGUGUACAGCUCGUGGUGCUGUGUGCCGAGAAACCGACGACGUCGCUGUUGAAACGCGUUGCAACGGAGCUGCCAAUACAGCUGAAGAAAAUUGCCGAAGACCAUCGUUACACGGUGACAAUGGCACCAGUCGAAGGCGCUGUGCUCGUUACCGAUGGUACGAUUACGGUGAAAAUAUCUCUCACGUCUCCGCUGCUACGUGAAGCUAAUGCACCUUCAGCGGAGCAGGCUGCUCAGAAUACCGAAGAUCUGCUGCCACGCGAGCCCUGCCUGCAGGCGCUAGCCGCACUGCGUCAUGCAAAAUGGUUCCAGGCUAGAGCGACAGGGCUCCAAUCCUGCGUAAUGAUAAUGCGCAUUAUGCGCGAUCUGUGCCAACGGAUACCCAUCUGGAGCCACAUUAGUCAAUGGGCGAUGGAGCUGUUGCUGGAAAAGAUCAUCUCGUCUGCGGGCGAAGUACUCACGCCGGGCGAAUGCUUGCGCCGCGUCAUGGAAGCGAUCUCAUCCGCUAUCCUUAUCAACGGUCCCGGGCUGCUGGAUCCGUGCGAAAAGGAACCGGAAGAUACGCUGGCCGGUCUGAGCAAGCAGCAGCGCGAGGACAUUACCGUCUCGGCGCAGAUGUUCCUGCGCUGCAUCGCCUUCCGGCAGAUCUACAAGGUGCUCGGCAUCGAACCGCUACCGCCACCGAAGUUUGCCGGCAGCCGCAACUGGCGCUUCAAUCGCAAACGUCGCCGCUCUGGUACGGAGGGCAACGACAGUGAAGCUGAUGGAAGCAAGAUGUUAAAGAAGGACGAAUCAGGUGCUUCUUCUGCUUCAUCUGGAGCUGUAUCGGCGACUGGAACCAACAAUGCCACGGCGGGGAAAAUGGAAACAUCCCAGUAAGGAACCGGUAAAAAGAAGAAACGAAUGAAUUUCUUUUCCUGUGUGUACCUCAUCUCGGUAGUAUAGAGUGGGUAUCAAUUUUAUGCAAAAAAACCAUCCUCAUCCUACUGCUUCGUGCGAGUAUUCAGUCUGUCUGUCCCAAUUAUGUUACACCGCUACUAGGGCUCGGUAGGCAAACAUGUGCAGGCUUAGUUCUUAUAUUCUAUGUACCGCUAAGGUCGGUCCUUUCAUUACGACUAUUUUAAAUUUGUCCUAUACUAUCCGCACUUCCUGCUACCUUUUAACAUUCAACAAUGGGCAUCGAUAAAAUUGGGUAGUUGUAAUGAGGGAAGAAUGCAAUGCCUGCCACUAUUAUAAUCUAGCGCCUUCCCGGUGAACGGGAAAGACGUAUGUUCAAGUUUGAACCGCACGUCGAUAACACAUUCAACAACAACUACUAGGGUACUAGGUUGGAAUGCAAAAAUCUCCAGCUCAAAACUCACUAAUACACACACACACAUGAAACUAUGAGAGCAACGUAAAAGUAUUCCAAAACAAAAUCAUGAAGAAAUCCAUGUUAACUAACUAAUUACAUAUUGGCGAUGCAAAACGGGCGUGGAUGAUGAUAGGUCAGGGAAGUGUAGUAAUGUGGGGAGUGUGUGGGCAGAUGUUGCGUAGUAAUACAGCAAAACCAACUACUCAGGCACAGUCACGGGGCGCGACGCGAAGAAUAGGUUGCUGGAUUGUAUGGUGAAUUUUAUUAGAAAUAUUAAUGAAUUAUCCCGUGUUCGACGUGUUGUUAGUCAAUAGGUUUAACAAGGUACUUUCCAUCUAACCGUGUUCUGCUAGAGGAAAGAACAAAAAGAAGGAGAUGGAUAGAAAACGUUUCGUGAACAAAAAUAUUUCAGUUCCUUUCAAUCACUACGAUUUUUCAUGAAUUUUAUCCUUGGAUUUUGGAUAUGGUUUGCCAGCCAUUGAAUGCCGCAAUUCAGUUUCAUCAAUUAUUGUAGCGUGUUUGAAACGUGAAAUACAGGAACUAGAGUCAGAAAUCGUACCAGGACAGUUAGUGUUUAUUUAUUUCGUUCAUACUUCACACAGUAGUGUGUGUCCUUUCGAAUAUUAACGACGUGUUGGUGUCAGUUAACAAAAAAAAAAAAACAAAAUUGCAUACCGGCAUAUUAGUUCCUCGUCCAAUAGAGCGUACAAGUUAGAGUGUAUAGAAACAAAUUGAAACGUUAGAUAUGUUUCUAGUUUGAACGGAUUGGCUGAGAGGUGCGGAGGUAGUUUAGUAUUUCCCGAGGGUUUUCCUCACCUUGACCGAUGCUAAUACGAUAGAAAGGUUGUAGAAAUUAAGACAACACUCUAAUCAAUAGGAACUAACGUGUAGCUCAACACCCCACCAAUGCGCCAGACGCAAAGGUGCGAGGAUAACACCGGAAUGUGGCUGUCGUCCUCGGCGUCCUGUUUAGCUAGGAAGGAUAGGAAGGAGUGAGUUUAUGAUGCGUGAUGAUGGCACCUCUGCUUGCAGAAGGUAACAUUAGUAGAUGGGCAGCGCUCCCUUCACAACUCACCUAGACGGAGUACUUCAGCAGAAUCUAGGCUAUGUAUGGAAUCCAUAAAUACAAAAAUUUUAUCGACUAUAUCAUAAGACAACUAAUAGAGAAAGACACCACAUACCAACCACAAGUGCGAGAGGUAACAUAAUACACUCUCACACUCACACUCACACAGCAAAAGCAAACCAACAAACAAGCAUAAGGAAAGGGAUUUGGGACGUUAGAGAGACUUAGUGUCACGUAAUUAAUAACUUUCAAGUCAAAAUUUGAAUUUUGAAAUAAAAUGCAUCGAUUACUUUAUCUAGCGAACCAGUA